AUGGCAAUCACUCUGCGACCAGCAACAGUUGGAACAGAUGACGAUGCAGCCAUCGAUAUAGCAAUUAAAAACUGGCUACUAACGCCUAAACUUGUGUCGGCAGAGCGGUUACUGCCAGAACCACUCAUGAAGACCAGAAGAUCCCGCCAAAAUCAAGCAGCACUCAAUCCAGGGUCAUGGCUGUUUCUGGUAGCAGUCGAUGAAGAGGGUAAAGUUGUUGGCCACUUGGAUGGAGGACCUGCACAGGCCCAUGAUGAUGAACUAAAAGAUCUUGGGAUGGAUCUGGACAAUACUGUUGAGCUCUUGACGAUACAUGUUCAUCCAGACUACAAUCGCAUGGGUAUUGGCAGCAUGCUGACCGAUGCCUUUUUUGACUGGGUUCCAACUGGUAUGGCUGCUCGAAGACUACACAAGCGACUGACAGCCAAUGCCGAGACUCCAGAAAUGCUGGUUCAAGACCAUCCGUCUACUUGCGAGGUAAUUAUCUGGACAUGGAAACAUAAUACAAAGUCGAUUCCGUUCUAUACUAAGCGAGGCGGUCAUCUGUUUCUGCACUCCAAGUUGUUCUAUCUAGGAACAGACGUUGAAGUUAUUUGUUUUAAAUGGACAGUUCCUGUCUGA
This is a messenger RNA of Batrachochytrium dendrobatidis JAM81, 621 nucleotides long. RefSeq lists its product as uncharacterized. Gene Ontology annotation, molecular function: acyltransferase activity, transferring groups other than amino-acyl groups. The coding region runs from base 1 to 621 and encodes 206 amino acids. The record is from RefSeq and is a predicted model, not a curated record. Lineage: Eukaryota; Fungi; Chytridiomycota; Chytridiomycetes; Rhizophydiales. The transcript is spliced from 2 exons.